Ceratotherium simum simum (southern white rhinoceros) is the source of this 2239-nucleotide messenger RNA. It is a transcript of the gene DEPTOR, whose product is annotated as DEP domain containing MTOR interacting protein. Gene Ontology annotation, biological process: negative regulation of TOR signaling; G protein-coupled receptor signaling pathway; positive regulation of GTPase activity. NCBI's taxonomy places the organism in Eukaryota, Metazoa, Chordata, Mammalia, Perissodactyla, Rhinocerotidae. Gene Ontology annotation, cellular component: plasma membrane. The record is from RefSeq and is a predicted model, not a curated record. Gene Ontology annotation, molecular function: GTPase activator activity; guanyl-nucleotide exchange factor activity; protein binding.
CUGGGGCGGACUCGCCUAGCGCCUUAGCCUACCCACAGGGAUUCCCUCUCCAGCCAAUCGCGUCUGAGCAACGGGACUGCCCCUACCAAAGAUGGCGAGGGAGGCCUCUGUGAGGGCAGACUGAUUUAACACCCGAACCCGCGGAGGACAGCGAAGACAGUUGGUAGCGGCGUGGUCCCGACCAUGGAGGAGGGCGGCAGCGGUGGCAGCGACAGCAGCACCAGCGGGAGUGGUGGGGCGCAGCAAAGGGAGCUGGAGCGCAUGGCUGAGGUCCUGGUCACCGGGGAGCAGCUACGGCUCAGGCUGCAUGAAGAAAAGGUUAUUAAAGAUAGGCGACAUCAUCUCAAAACCUACCCAAACUGUUUUGUUGCAAAAGAACUGAUUGACUGGCUGAUUGAGCACAAAGAGGCUUCUGACAGAGAGACAGCAAUUAAACUCAUGCAGAAGUUAGCAGACCGGGGCAUUAUUCAUCAUGUGUGUGAUGAGCAUAAGGAAUUCAAGGACGUCAAACUCUUCUACCGCUUUAGAAAGGAUGAUGGCACCUUUCCCUUGGACAACGAAGUGAAGGCCUUCAUGAGAGGACAGAGGCUGUAUGAAAAGCUGAUGAGCCCUGAAAACACACUCCUGCAGCCCAGGGAAGAGGAAGGGAUCAAGUAUGAGCGCACCUUCAUGGCAUCUGAAUUCCUGGAUUGGCUGGUUCAGGAAGGUGAGGCCACCACAAGGAAAGAGGCAGAGCAGCUUUGCCUCCGGCUUAUGGAGCAUGGCAUCAUACAGCACGUGUCCAACAAGCACCCAUUUGUGGACAGCAAUCUUCUCUACCAGUUCAGAAUGAACUUCCGUCGGAGGCGAAGACUGAUGGAGCUGCUCAAUGAAAAAUCCCCCUCCUCCCAGGAAACUCACGACAGUCCCUUCUGCCUGAGGAAGCAGAGCCAUGACAAUCGGAAAUCUACCAGCUUUAUGUCAGUCAGCCCCAGCAAGGAGAUCAAGAUCGUGUCUGCGGUGAGGAGGAGCAGCAUGAGUAGCUGUGGCAGCAGUGGCUACUUCAGCAGCAGCCCCACCCUCAGCAGCAGCCCCCCUGUGCUCUGCAACCCCAAGUCCGUGUUGAAGAGACCUGUUACGUCUGAGGAGCUCCUGACGCCGGGGGCUCCGUAUGCAAGGAAGACAUUCACGAUUGUUGGCGACGCUGUGGGCUGGGGCUUUGUGGUGCGAGGAAGUAAGCCAUGCCACAUCCAGGCUGUGGACCCCAGUGGCCCUGCAGCCGCGGCAGGAAUGAAGGUCUGUCAGUUCGUCGUCUCUGUAAAUGGGCUCAACGUGCUGCAUGUAGACUACCGGACCGUGAGCAAUCUGAUUCUGACGGGCCCACGGACAAUUGUCAUGGAAGUCAUGGAAGAGUUGGAGUGCUGAGCAGGUGGCCCUCCCAGCCCUUCGAGCGGCCUGUGGAUGAUGAAAGCCAGAACAACACAGAGCAAUGCAAUGACAAGACUUCCAUACAAAUGGAUGGCUUUGGACAUACCAAUCUUUUCUCCAAACACACACAUCUUAAUUCGAGUUUCAUACACUGUUUGAGUGUGGAAGAACCGGGUAAUACAUCUUUAAAAAAAAAAAAAAAAAGCUUAUGUCAGUGUAGAAAAAAUUUGUGAAACAGAAUUUUCUUACAUGGUAGAAUUGCCUUACUCAAUUUCUAUUUAUAGUUCUCAUCCAUUGUUUUUUAUCUUAGUUUGCAGAAAGUUGUUGAAUGCCAAAACAGCAUCAUGCUGAAAUCCCCUUGUUAGGGGUCAAUAGAAUAGUUUUUACAGUUUUGCAUUGAAGUCCCACCAAAAUUAGCACGUAACUGUUUGUUACAGGGGCUAGAUUUCACUGAGCUUCAAAUUAAAGCAAACAUCCAAUGGAAUAUUACUUGUUUAUUAGCAUUUUUAAGAAGGUUCUAAAGCAUUCAAGUGCUUAAAAGCCAUCAGAAAAUGACUUUUCUUAAUUCCUGCCUUUAGCAUCAACUUUUAACUUAACAUGUGUUUUCAAUUAUGGCAUUAGUUAAAACACAAAAAGUUGGUGACGAUAUGGGUGGGUCAACGGGGAGAUACUGCUUAAAAUUGUUUACUCUGUUUUCUCUUUCUGAGCCUGAAUCAUUUUGUUCUAUCCAUCAGCUACUGCAGCUUUCUAGAAUUAAUCCUGAAUAUGGUGAAUGUCAAAACAGAGACGUUUGUAUAGACACAUAUAAUUCAAAAUCAAGCCUCUGGCAAGA